Messenger RNA from Fopius arisanus, 1099 nucleotides. RefSeq names its product carbohydrate sulfotransferase 11. The coding region runs from base 1 to 1035 and encodes 344 amino acids. Gene Ontology annotation, molecular function: sulfotransferase activity. The record is from RefSeq and is a predicted model, not a curated record. NCBI's taxonomy places the organism in Eukaryota, Metazoa, Arthropoda, Insecta, Hymenoptera, Braconidae. Gene Ontology annotation, cellular component: membrane. Gene Ontology annotation, biological process: carbohydrate biosynthetic process. The transcript has 3 exons.
AUGAACGGGAAGAAGCAUCUCCCAAAAUACGCUCUCUGUUUAAUUCUGUACAUAUCAAUUUGCCUUUCACUGUUACUAAUCAGAAUUAAUCAGUCGUCUUCCGCUAAAGUGAUCCGCAAUUUGAGUUAUCCAGUGACUACAAAACCACCGACCGAGUCAUACGAUACGCCAAUCGAUACUCAAGUAAUUGAAUCGUCUCUCCAGCGUAUCGCAAGUGUUUGUGAAAAAUACAAUAAAACAACUAGCCUGGAGAGAAAACAUUUCUUUCACGAUCCAUCGCACAAUGCGCUCUUCUGCUGGAUAAGAAAAGUCGCGUCCACCAGUUUCACGAAAAUGUUUGCCGAACUCCGGGGGAUACAGAUGGAGAGGAAUUAUUACAAGGCAAGUGGAUUUUUAUCUCCCGCGACUGUCGAGGAUUUUUUGAAUCUCGUAGACGACAUGGGUGUAUUCAAAUUCCUAGCAGUUCGACACCCAUUCGAGCGUCUUGUUUCGUCCUACAGGAGUAGAAUCGAGGACAAUUCAAAGUACAGCAGCCAGGCCUGGAUCUUCGUCCCAAGGAUAUUUCACCAGACUCGACCCCAUCUCUUCCAUUUCAACGAAACAAUUCAGAGUCCGAUGCAGCAAAUAUUUCACAACAACAGAAGGUUGAAACUCGUCCCAACAUUCCAGGAAUUUGUCUCGUGGCUUUUGACACAAUCCGAAGAGAAUGACGACGAGCACUGGAGUCAGUACCACUCCCACUGCUCAAUAUGUCAAAUGAAUUUUGAUUAUGUUUUGAAAGUUGACGAUGAAUUAAUUCAUGAGUUCGAAAAUAUUUUUACGAGACUUAAUCCAGAACGCAGGGAAUGGAAAUUGGUGAAACUGGGAGGUACACGCGGGGGAGCAACGAAUUUUCAACGAACUUGCGAUUAUUUAUCGACAUUGACUAGCGAUACGCUACAAAGACUCUAUCAGCGGUAUAAAAUUGACUUUGAUAUGUUUGAUUACAGCCCGAGAGUGUACGAGGCUUGCAAAAAAACUUACGUGUUGCCAUGAAUUCAUUUUUUUUCUGCCAUUAUUGUCUGGGUAAAAUUUCAGAAAAUACAUGAAAACAUUGUUU